AUGCUCGACUUUGAUCAGUCGCGAAAGAUGGGCACAGGGGACAGAUUACUUGAUAUACCGUGUCUGGUAUGCGGUGACCGUAGCUCCGGAAAACACUACGGCAUCUACAGUUGCGACGGUUGUUCAGGAUUCUUCAAGAGGAGCAUUCACAGCAAUCGAAGGUACAUCUGCAAGGUCCAGGGCGCGAUGAAAGGGCGCUGCCCGAUCGACAAGACCCACAGAAACCAAUGCCGUGCCUGCCGACUGGCCAAGUGUUUCGAGGCGAACAUGAACAGAGACGCUGUACAACACGAGAGAGGUCCAAGGAAGCCAAAGCAACAACAAUCGCCGAUCGCACCACCUUUACACAAUGAUCGAUUAAGAGCUAGUCUUGGGUCCCCUUAUGUUCUAUUACACCAAAGAAAGUUCAGGUGCGACCAGAGGUUCUCGCCUUAUCCACGGCCAGUAGCACUGGUGCAGAAACCACCGGAGGACUCUCCGUCCCCGGCACCAUUGGCUCUACCACAUUCUCCUUCGACCACGACCCUCUACUCAGCGCCCCCGAGCGUCGCCCUGACACCGCAGCCACCCCUUCUUCAGAUACUAAUGUCCGCGGAGCAGUGUCAGGAACUCGUAUGGAACGCGCCAUUACAAUCGGAAACAGAAUACUCUUUGGAACAAACAGAAGCUAGUCAUAAUUCCACAGGAACUUUAUCAAAUCUCAAUCCCACGCGAGAACUAUUACAGGAAACCACCGCACGUUUACUAUUUAUGGCAGUAAGAUGGGUUUGUUGCUUACCCCUGUUCCAAUCGCUUUCGAAGAACGAUCAAUUAUUGUUACUCGAAGGUUCCUGGACACAACUUUUUCUCCUUCAUCUGGCACAGUGGUCCAUGUCUUGGAAUAUUACCGGCUUAUUGGAAGAUGAACAGGUACGAGCAAGAUUGCCAGACGAAGCUACAACAAAUCAACAAUUAAUUACUAUUCAGGACACAAUAUGCCGUUUUAAGCAACUCUCUCCAGACAUGAGUGAAUGGGGAUGUAUGAAAGCGGUAGCACUCUUUACUCCAGAAACGGAGGGUCUUCAUGCCAGUGAGUCGAUCAAAAUGUUACAAGAUCAGGCUCAAUGCAUCCUAGGAGAUUACACGAAAUCUCGUUAUCAACGACAACCGGGUAGAAGCGGGACAUUAAUGCACGUUGUCGGACGUUUAACAUCCAUUUUCCCAAAACUGGUCGAACGUUUGUUUUUUCACGAAACUAUAGGCGAAAUUCCGAUUUCUCGUUUGUUGGUUGACAUGUAUCAAAUGAAAGGUCACACAAACUGAGAUUUCCCGAUAAAUGACGACAGUAUCGCGUGAAAAUGGUUUUCCAAAACUCUUCCGAUUUUCCCAACCAGAUAUCAGGAACUAGAGAUCGGAAAAAGUUUUUGAAACCUGUAGCUAAAGACUGCAAAAUUAUAAACAAAAGAUUACUUGUUUUUUCUCGUAAGAUCAAUAGAUAGAUCUUUGUAAUUCUUAAAGAAUCGUUUGGUUGAAUGGUUACUUUAUUAAUUAUAGUUUUGUAUGAU
Messenger RNA from Frieseomelitta varia, 1544 nucleotides. Its product is annotated as protein dissatisfaction-like. The coding region runs from base 1 to 1302 and encodes 433 amino acids. The record is from RefSeq and is a predicted model, not a curated record. NCBI's taxonomy places the organism in Eukaryota, Metazoa, Arthropoda, Insecta, Hymenoptera, Apidae. Gene Ontology annotation, molecular function: zinc ion binding; RNA polymerase II cis-regulatory region sequence-specific DNA binding; nuclear receptor activity. Gene Ontology annotation, biological process: anatomical structure development; cell differentiation; regulation of transcription by RNA polymerase II. The transcript has 9 exons.